UUUUUAGCCUCUCCUCAAUGUUUUUCUUUUUUCUUUUUGGGCUUUUCUAGUUCUGUUCUUUUCUUUUCUUGUCAUACAUAUCAUAAUCAAGCUAGAACAAAACUGGUAAAAGCCCUUUUCUUUUCUUUCUUUCUUUCAUUCAUUUCUUUUAGCUAAAAACACUGGUUUUUUUAUUUUUGUUAAUGUCAUUGGCCGUUAGAGUUGCUGAAAGUAGCAGCAACAUGGGUUUUGAUGAAAAUAAGGUAACAAUUUGUGAGGGUAAUAAAGGAAUUGUUGCUGAUUCUGACCCUGAAAUUGAGAAUGUUGGCCCUGUUGAGAAUAAGGUUAAUAGACAAAUGAGUGACAAUUCAAUUUAUACAACUGAUCAAGAAGAGGAUGAUGAUGAAGCUAAUAACAAGAUUGAGUUAGGUCCUCAAUGUACCCUCAAAGAACAAUUUGAAAAGGAUAAGGAUGAUGAGAGUUUGAGAAGGUGGAAGGAGCAGCUUCUUGGAAGUGUGGAUAUCAAUGCUGUUGGAGAAUCCCUGGAUCCGGAAGUGAAGAUCUUGAGCCUUGAAAUUAAGUCCCCCGGUAGAUCUGAUAUUGUUCUCCCUAUCCCCGGGGACGGAAAUCCCAAGAGCCCGUGGUUUGUCCUGAAAGAAGGAAGCAAAUACAGCCUAAAAUUUUCAUUCCAGGUCAACAAUAACAUAGUGACUGGUCUUAAGUACACGAACACAGUUUGGAAAACCGGUAUCAAAGUGGACAGUACGAAACAAAUGAUAGGGGCGUUCAGUCCUCAAUUGGAGCCUUAUACACAUGAAAUGCCAGAAGACACCACGCCUUCUGGCAUUUUUGCAAGAGGAUCUUACUCGGCAAGGUCAAAGUUUCUUGAUGAUGAUAACAAGUGCUAUUUGGAGAUCAACUAUACAUUUGAAAUCAAGAAAGAAUGGCAGGAAAAAUGAACGAAGAUGCCAUGACAUGAAUCGUUGCUCCCAUACUAAUUCCUGUUUCCAUUCUUCGUAAUUAUCUAAGUCUUUUUUUCCUGCUAGUUUUACAGAAGAGAAAAAGGAGGGGGAAAAGAGAAAACAACCUGCUACAAUUGAUUGUGUGAUCAAAAGUUCUCUUUUUGCCCUUCUCUCAAUCAAGUUUCAUGUGCAUAAGUGUGCUUUUUGAAUGUUGUAAAACUGUGAAGUAAUCUUUUCAAGAAUCUAGAGAUUUUGUUCAUCAAA
Lycium barbarum (goji berry) is the source of this 1205-nucleotide messenger RNA. RefSeq names its product rho GDP-dissociation inhibitor 1-like. Lineage: Eukaryota; Viridiplantae; Streptophyta; Magnoliopsida; Solanales; Solanaceae. The record is from RefSeq and is a predicted model, not a curated record. Gene Ontology annotation, biological process: Rho protein signal transduction. Bases 183 to 938 code for a protein of 251 amino acids. Gene Ontology annotation, molecular function: Rho GDP-dissociation inhibitor activity; protein binding. Gene Ontology annotation, cellular component: membrane; cytoplasm; cytosol. The transcript has 5 exons.